Callorhinchus milii (elephant shark) is the source of this 610-nucleotide messenger RNA. It is a transcript of the gene mrpl55, whose product is annotated as mitochondrial ribosomal protein L55. The transcript has 3 exons. Gene Ontology annotation, biological process: translation. The coding region runs from base 82 to 465 and encodes 127 amino acids. The record is from RefSeq and is a predicted model, not a curated record. Gene Ontology annotation, molecular function: structural constituent of ribosome. Gene Ontology annotation, cellular component: mitochondrial large ribosomal subunit. Lineage: Eukaryota; Metazoa; Chordata; Chondrichthyes; Chimaeriformes; Callorhinchidae.
GGGCGGGGGCGGGUCGGGGUAGGAACCUCUGUCCGGGGUCUGGCGGCUCCGGGGACAGGUUUGGCGGCGGCUCCGGUGCUGAUGGAGCGGUUUCGGGUCCGACACAUUGUUCAGUUCUUGCAACAAAAUGCUUUUUGCAGAUUGCUCCGUGCCAUGAAUCCCUCACACAGCAUCCCUGUGCGGAGUAAUUCUAACAGAACAUCAGUGGUGCGUCAUGGAAGGCAAGCCUAUGGCAGGCUGUAUCCUGUUCUGCUGGUUCAACCUGACGGAUCCACUAUCAAUAUUCUAUACAAGGAACCGAAAAGAAUUCUAUAUAUGCCAGUGGACAUUUCCCUCCUUUCGGAGGACGAGAGGAAAGUCCGGAUGCGCAGGCGAGAAGCCAAGAAAACAAAACACAAGGAGGAGGAAUUCGAGGAAGAGGAGUUUAAAAUGGAUGAUUACAGCAAAUUCUGGAAGAAAAAGUAAUUUAGAAAUGUAGGAUUGUGAACAUUAACCGCUAAAGGUGCCAGCAAAGCCACUUCUCUUCAUUUGGCAGGUGGACAGUUUGUCUCUAUUUCACGUUGUGUAACAAGUACAAAUCACAAUAAAUUAAUGGAGCAGUUUUACGCAA